ACGGGCAUCAGCAACUACUGGACACUCCUCGGCAUACUAACCAUGUCUUUGCAAUACACUUAGGAACGUCAGCGCCUGAUAGUUAAGUGUUUUAAUGUUUCUACAAAAGUGGGAAACCAUCACCACCACAACACAGCCACUGAGGAGACUGUAGACAGUUUCAGAAGCAUUACUUGAAGUAAACCAUUGCCACCACAGCACAACUGCAGAGCCAUGGGAUAUACAUUCUCCAAAUCUGAACCCCGCCCACCUUCUCCCGAGACUUUUGAUGAACAAUGGAGGAACAUACCAUGGGGCCUCAAAGACAGAGACCUGCAGGUUGUGAAGGAUUAUCAGCCUCAUAACGAUGAAAUCCAGCAGCUCAGAAUUCUGCUUUAUGGACCCUCUGGUUCUGGGAAGUCCAGCUUCAUCGACUCUGUUGACAGCGCUUUACAAGGCAGAAUCACUGGUCGAGCUUUGGCAGAUGCAAUCUCUCACGGCAGCUUCACCGUAAAAUACAAAAGUUACAAAAUCCAAAAAGGAGGACCAGGGACGUUUUACCCUUUUGCCUUCACUGACAUCAUGGGCCUUGACAGGGAAACCAACAGAGGAGCAAAUGUGGAAGACAUCAAACUGGCCAUGAUGGGACACAUUAAAGAUGGAUACACUUUCAAUCCUCUCUCUAAAAUAUCAGAGAAUGAUCCAGACUACAACAAAGACCCCGCUCUGAAGGACCAAGUUCAUGUUCUGGUUUGUGUCAUCUCUGCUGAGACAUCAAGCAUCCUGAGUGAUGAACAUGUGAAUAAGAUGAGGGAAGUCAGACUGGCAGCCAGAGACAUGGGAAUUCCUGAAGUGGCUAUUCUCACCAAGAUUGAUGAAGUCUGUCCAGAGGUCAAAAAAGACAUAAAGAACGUGUAUAAGAGCAAGUACCUGAAGAAACAGAUGGAGAAAAUAAAGGUGGUGCUGGGUAUUCCUGAGAAAAGUAUCUUUCCUGUGAAGAACUACCACUCAGAGAUCGACACAGACGAUGACACUGAUACACUGAUACUGAGCGCACUGAGACACAUCAUUAACUCAGGAGAAGACUUUGUCAACGACCAGUAGACCUCCAUACUGCUGACAAAUCUUACUUUACAGACAAAUCUCACCUAAUCACAGCGAGAAAAAAGUCAGUCUGCAACAUAAAAUGGGCUUUUUGGUUUUUAUUUGUGUGCAUGUAAUACAUAGAGUCUCCAUUAUUGGUUCGUCUGAUUAAGUAUUAAAAAGCUGUAUCAUACUCACUAUGCAUUAUCUACACUAAUAUGUUUUGUUUUCUUAGCUGGUCAUUUUUGGUGUUGUAGUCUCUCAGUAAUCAUGAAUCUGGUGAUGAGCAGGUCAGAGGACAUGUCUAGGUUAAAAUUGGGCUAAAUUAGGUUCAGAAGUGUAACUUUUUUAGACUACUGAUUACAUAUGCUGUCUAUGUCUGAAACUGCUUGAUAAUGACACAUUGUGUUACAGUACUGCUGCUCAGCUGAAUCCACAAUAAAUGACAGUA
Messenger RNA from Epinephelus fuscoguttatus (brown-marbled grouper), 1513 nucleotides. RefSeq names its product interferon-induced protein 44-like. The record is from RefSeq and is a predicted model, not a curated record. The transcript is spliced from 9 exons. The coding region runs from base 214 to 1083 and encodes 289 amino acids. NCBI's taxonomy places the organism in Eukaryota, Metazoa, Chordata, Actinopteri, Perciformes, Serranidae.